Molecule: messenger RNA, 1096 nt
Organism: Ectocarpus siliculosus
Lineage: Eukaryota; Phaeophyceae; Ectocarpales; Ectocarpaceae
Source: the annotation of a GenBank genome assembly
AUGCGGUCUACGGGCGAGCUCAGGUUUGAGUUUGUCCAGGGGAAGACAGCGUGUACUACUGCUUACGCGAGAUAUCCUAUCAAGUUCGUAUCAGCGACCAGGGCAUCUGAUGGGGGCUGUUCCUGGGUGUACACGUUAGGCUAUGGAGGAGGCGCAGUUUGCGGCGACGAGGUGACAAUAACGUGCCACGUCGAGGAGAACAGCACUGCGGCGCUCACAACACAGGGAUCCACGAAGGUCUUCAAGCGAGGGUCAAAGAGCGAACACGCAACAGCGACAGAGCUCGAAUCGGACCAGUGUCACAGGGCUUCUCAGACGCUCCUCUCCCGAGUGGCAAGGGCGGCUCUGCUGGUGGUUGUUCCUGACCCUGUGACCUGCUUCGAGAACUCCAGUUUCAAACAGCACCAACGAUUCCUGCUCGAGCAUGGCUCUAGCUUGGUCCUCGUCGACUGGUUGACGAGCGGGCGCAUGUCACGCGGGGAGGGCUGGGCGUUCAAUCGCCUCGAGUCAAGAAAUGAGGUCAUGGUGCAGUCAUGUACAAAGGGUAAAGGGCAAGACGAGGACAACUCGGGCGGGUGGAAGCCGCUGGUGUUCGACUCCCUAGUGCUGGAGGAACUGCCAGGCCUAACUGUCCGCGAGAGAAUGUUGGGAAUGAACGUGGUCGGCAUUGUCAUCCUGCUCGGGCCUCGCUUGGAAGGGUUGGUGUCGAAAGUGUUGGACCUUGAGACCACGAAGCGAUCACGCUUUCCGGCUGGACUGGAACCAAAAGGAGCGGCGACCGGUGAUAAGCAGACGGCGUUGCCCCCAAGAGAGACGGGAAGGACGCUCUCUUCUGUGAGCCCUCUGAACGGUGGAAUCGACGACUGGUGCAGAGGGCUCGCCUACCGCUUCGCGGCAGAGAGGACCGACGAUGCUCGCGCGAUGCUCCACGACCUCCUCCUCCCGCUGCAGCAAGCAUUGGGGGGGAGGGCCCCGUACAGUCGGGAGGGCGGGGAAUCUUGAACGACGGCAGAUGCAGCAGCGUUAGCAUGCGUGAAGGAGGAGGUCGAGAAUCGCAUGCUGCACGGUGUGGCUGGCACAGCGCGCCACUUUGUCC